Messenger RNA from Penicillium pulvis, 495 nucleotides. RefSeq lists its product as uncharacterized. The record is from RefSeq and is a predicted model, not a curated record. The transcript has 2 exons. The coding region runs from base 1 to 495 and encodes 164 amino acids. NCBI's taxonomy places the organism in Eukaryota, Fungi, Ascomycota, Eurotiomycetes, Eurotiales, Aspergillaceae.
AUGACUAUCAAAUGCCGCCCUUCUCUCGAGUUCAUUCCAAACAUACGGCAAAUCUCCACCUUCUUCGCAAGCUUCCCCGGCUUUGAUCACCACCCCGACAGCCCCGUGAGCCAGGAGUUCACACGCCUGGCCCAAUGGAGAGGCUGGAAAGAAGGAUCAAAAAAUUGGAGAAAGAACUGGAAUCGCUGCAUGGGCGAGCAAUAUGAUUUACUGAUCGGAAGCCGGGUUAAUGACCUUGCAUCCUGGCACCAAAUGUGUCGGAAGCUCGAUAUUCCGGGCGACUUUCCAUCUAUCAACAAAUGUCGUAAGGCGCUGUCGCAUGUCUAUGUGAACCUCGUGGAUCUGCUGGAAUGCUGGGAGGAUGAGCGAUCACCCACGCUCUUCAAAAGCGCCAAGCAAUUAUCGAAUUACACUAAAUGCCAGAACAAAUUCUUCGGUCGGCAGAUUGCUAAGCAAGACAAGGCGGUGCGGACCUUGCUGAAGAGAAUAAAUUGA